AUGCUGCCCUGUUUCUUGUUUCUCUCCAAGAACAUCAGCCCUUCGCUGGUGUCCCUGAGCAACGCGCGCCGGGGCUUCGCGCGCCUCUCGCGCCCUGGGCGCACUGCCCCCCUGCGCCCGAUGGCAGCAGCCGCAGCCUCCGGGAACCCAACCGGGCCCGCCUCCGCCCACUCCCGGGUGCGCCAGAACUUCCACCCGGACUCCGAGGCUGCCAUCAACCGCCAGAUCAACCUGGAGCUCUACGCGUCCUACGUGUACCUGUCCAUGUCCUAUUACUUCUCCCGUGAUGACGUGGCCCUGAACAACUUCGCGGGAUAUUUCCUUCGCCAGUCCCGAGAAGAGACCAAGCACGCGGAAAAGCUGAUGAGGCUGCAGAACCAGCGGGGAGGCCGGAUCUGCCUGCAGGACAUCAAGAAACCAGACCAGGACGAUUGGGAAAGCGGGCUGAACGCCAUGGAGUGUGCGCUGCUCUUGGAGAAGAAUGUGAAUCAGUCGUUGCUCGAAUUGCACACUCUGGCCUCAGACAGAGGUGACCCCCACUUGUGCGACUUCCUGGAAACUCACUAUCUGAAUGAGCAGGUGAAGUCUAUCAAAGAACUAGGUGACCACGUGCAAAACUUGAUUAAGAUGGGGGCCCCAGAUUCUGGCCUGGCAGAGUACCUCUUUGACAAGCACACCCUUGGAGAUGAAAACAAUCAGAACUAAGUAACCCACAGGCUGCCCUCCUCACUGCCCAGGCUGUGACAAGACCCAGUCCGCAGACUCCUGCUUUCUUGCCCUUAAAAUGAACCUCUAUCUUUAUACACCAUAAUGCUGUUCCAAUAAAGUGACUUGCAGAGAAAAG
Molecule: messenger RNA, 844 nt
Organism: Enhydra lutris kenyoni (northern sea otter)
Lineage: Eukaryota; Metazoa; Chordata; Mammalia; Carnivora; Mustelidae
Product: ferritin heavy chain-like
Exons: 1
Coding region: 1-705 (234 amino acids)
Biological process (GO): iron ion transport; intracellular iron ion homeostasis
Cellular component (GO): mitochondrion; cytoplasm
Molecular function (GO): ferric iron binding; ferrous iron binding
Source: RefSeq, a predicted model, not a curated record